CAAGCUCAAGGAAGCGGAGUCUAAUGCAUAUCAACCGAACCGUGCCGCUCUUAAUAUGCGCUGUGUCAUUCCUUCGUGUCUCAUGUUCUUCUCUACGAUGACACCCUAGCAGCAACCCGUGUCGAAGCGCUAGCAAUGAUGUAACUCUUGACCACAGGUUUAAGGUAGCAGUCGCCGUUGUACAAAACGUGCAUGCAGCCGACGGGAGCGCCACAGGUCGCGAUGCAAUAUCGAAACACUACGCCCGAAUACAGGUGCAUUGGCGCGGUCGUUGCAUCGUAGCCUGCAAGUUGACGCAAUAGCAAUGAGAUUCAGAUCCCAGCAGGGCGUGUGUACGAAGGUUCCGUACCGCGAAGAACGUCUUAGACAGCUCCGUUGUUGUCCAUGAAGCUUGUGCCGUUAACAACGGGAUAGGCUGCGGGCUCGGCGUAGGUCGCGGCUGUCGCGGUUGAAGCGGUUGCGAUUGACAAGAUGGAGGUGGUGCUGCUGGAGGUUGACGGGCUACUGCUGCCAGGCGAGCCGCCCACGGCGGACGACAGACUGGUGCGUGUGGAGUUGAUGAUGCUCGAUGACACCUUGGUGAUCGUAGUGAUCGUGGUAGAGAUUGAGCUUACAGUCGAGCUUGACGAGCCGAUACUUGUAGUGGUGCUGGCGCUUGGACGUGAAGAGCUGAUGUUGCUAGUGGUAGAGGCCCUGACACCCGUAGAGAUCGUUGUAGUGGUUGUGCUACUACUGCUGCUGCCGGGUCCGUUAUUGGUAGGUUCGCACCCACGUUAUCUGCCAAGCGUAGAGUAAACUGAUGGCGAUCGGGCAUUUACAGACGAUUGUGAAUCCGCAUACGGGCUUGACCAGCUAAGAACAGCCCAGUUGUUGAACUGGAAAUGGGAUACCUGUGAGGCGGGAGGAAACAACGUUAGCGACCGUCAGAACGUACCAAGAAGGUUUGCCGCGUGUCAGUGAAGUACCUAUCUGAAUCUAUAUGAUGUUGCGCCGAAGCUGAAGAAAGUCGCAAUUGCCCCAGAAUAGAGCGACGGGUGGGGGCUCGAAAUGUUAG
Baudoinia panamericana UAMH 10762 is the source of this 1054-nucleotide messenger RNA. RefSeq lists its product as uncharacterized. The coding region runs from base 472 to 795 and encodes 107 amino acids. The transcript has a single exon. NCBI's taxonomy places the organism in Eukaryota, Fungi, Ascomycota, Dothideomycetes, Mycosphaerellales, Teratosphaeriaceae. The record is from RefSeq and is a predicted model, not a curated record.